UAAAAGGAGAGAAAUAUCACUACAGUAACAUCAACUGAUAACCUAUCACAUUAUCUUAAUAAGUAUAUAAUAAAGAUACUAUACUGAGAUGAUGUUAGCUGGUAAACUGAUGUACAGUUUAAUGAUAAUAAUUGUUAUUAUUAAUACUGUCAAUGGAAACUGUCCUGAUGAUGAGCCUCCUCCUCCUCCUUCUCCAAUUCCUGAAGUUCCCUAUGUCAUUUCUGGGAAAUUUUAUUCACCAUCAAACACUUCAGUGAAUGAUGCACCAGUGUGUGCAAUGGCACGUGAUUGCAAAGAAUGGUACUAUGAUUUGGGAGCUACUUACGAUGGAAUAUAUACUGUAAAACCAGAUGAUGGUGAACCUUUCCAAGUUUAUUGUGAAAGUGGAUGGACUGUAUUUCAGAGAAGACAAGAUGGAUCUGUUGAUUUCUACAGGGGGUGGAUUGACUAUGAGAAUGGGUUUGGUGAUUUGAAUGGUGAGUUUUGGUUAGGAUUGAGCAAGAUUCAUCGUCUUACUAAAGAAGGAACACACAGGCUAGAUAUUUAUCUCACAUAUAAUAGUUGGUACACUGAUCAUGUUGUGUAUUCAUCAUUCAAUAUUAGUGACCGUGACACUGAAUACAUAAUAAAUUUACAAUACUCAUACGGAUCUGCUUAUAAUUUAUAUGGACUUUCCAGAACAAUUGAUGAUUCAAUGACUGGUAGGGACUCUCUUAAUGGAAUGAAGUUCAGCACAAAGGAUAAUGAUAAUGAUUAUCACCGUGGUAACUGUGCUGAGGUGCAUCAUGGUGCCUGGUGGUAUAACAGUUGCUCCGACUCUAAUCUCAAUGGCCUAUACUCUGCAACUAAUGAGACUGGAAUAUUUUGGAAGGAUUGUGAGCCUGAGACUGAAAGUAUACGAUCAGGUACAAGGAUGAGAAUUCGUCGUGACAGUUAAAUCAUGGCAAUAUACUGUGGAAUGGAUCGGUCACUGGACUUUUGUGUGUGUGUGCCAAUUUAAACAAUUAUUAGUUAGUUUUUGUAGAGAGACUUUAUAGUGAUUUUUGUAUUAA
This is a messenger RNA of Amphimedon queenslandica, 1052 nucleotides long. RefSeq names its product angiopoietin-related protein 1-like. The record is from RefSeq and is a predicted model, not a curated record. NCBI's taxonomy places the organism in Eukaryota, Metazoa, Porifera, Demospongiae, Haplosclerida, Niphatidae. The coding region runs from base 89 to 937 and encodes 282 amino acids. The transcript is spliced from 3 exons.